This is a messenger RNA of Closterium sp. NIES-65, 734 nucleotides long. Lineage: Eukaryota; Viridiplantae; Streptophyta; Zygnematophyceae; Desmidiales; Closteriaceae. The record is from the annotation of a GenBank genome assembly.
AUGUCCAUGAUGGACGCCAUUCAGUCACUGCUCGACAGUGAGGCGGAGCACGGAGUGAUCAGAGUGGGUCCUCUGCCAGACGACUUCACCAGCGCGCUAUAUACAAAAGAGGCCUUCGCAGCAGGCGCACUGAGAGUCGCGGAUCUGGUGGCCUGGGCCGUGGUGGAGCUGGACAUGCUGUAUGGGUCUGUGCAAGCGCACCGCGGACUGCCAGUGGACAGCAAAGAAUUCAAGGCGGAGCUUGACAAGGUGAAGAAGAAACCCUUCCGUGACUCAUGGAAGUCAGCAGUGGCGACAAUCUCUGGUGGCCCCUCCCCUUGCAAGAGUGGCAGCGGAAUGUCAGCAUGUGAAGAAUGCCCUUCCUCAAAGGAAUCCAGGGGCAAAAGGCAAGCAGCAGACCAGGGCAGGCAAAAACAAUCCUUUCCAGAGAGGCGCAACCCUGGAACAUUGCUGUGGCAGCUGCAGGAGCUGCAGCAGUAUGUGCGAGUGCCUCUGAGAGCGAUGGCGCACUCCACCAAGUGCUUGCCUGUGUUCCCGCUCGCGGAGACAGACAACAUGCUGCACGUGCUGCAGAUACUGGCACACUUGGACGACUCUAUCGUGCUGCUGCCGGGCAACAAAGGCCACUCCGACUCCAUCAUCACUCAGGAAGAUAUGUUCCACCAAGUGGCGUUGAUAGCACAGCAUGACCCGUGGGCAUCAUACCUGGACCAGGUCACCAUCGCCAUGUGCAG